Molecule: messenger RNA, 1792 nt
Organism: Anolis sagrei ordinatus
Lineage: Eukaryota; Metazoa; Chordata; Lepidosauria; Squamata; Anolidae
Source: RefSeq, a predicted model, not a curated record
AUGGCAAAGAUAACAGUCAAUUCCUGUUUGUGUCUUUUGUAGUUCCGUCCUGCUUCAGACAUGACCGACUUACAGGGACAAGUCGUUUGCACAGAAAGCUAUGGCUCCCGCAAAACCCAUCACUACAAAUCCUUGCCCGAUGGGAGAUUGAGUUGUGUCUUGGAUACACCAGAAGGUGGAGGCUAUCGUUCCAUACGGGAUUUCUUCACAGCAGUUUUCCUACCCCAAGGUUAUCCCGAAAGCGUGAGCCCAGACUACCUUGCAUACCAGAUUUGGGACACUGUGCAGGCCUUUGCUAGUAGUAUCACGGGGACCCUGGCCACCCAGGCGGUGCUGAAGGGGGUGGGAGUCGGGGACGAGACCUCCACCGUUACAGCCGCCACGGUCACUUGGAUACUCAAAGAUGGGACAGGAAUGCUGGGCCGAAUUCUCUUUGCCUGGAGUAAGGGGAGCAAACUGGACUGUGAUGCUAAGCAAUGGAGACUCUUUGCCGAUGUGCUCAACGACGUGGCCAUCUUAAUGGAGAUCCUGGCACCAGCAUUCCCAGCGUUCUUCACCCUCAUUGUGUGCAUCAGUGGCUUUUUCAAAUGCAUUGUGGGAGUUGCUGGAGGUGCCACCCGGGCAGCCCUUACCAUGCACCAGGCCCGAAGGGACAACAUGGCAGACGUUUCCGCCAAAGAUGGAAGCCAGGAGACACUGGUGAACUUAGCCGGCUUACUUUUCAGUCUUCUCCUCAUCCCUCUUGUAGCUGACAAUCUCUGCCUCACCUAUUCCCUCUAUGGCCUCUUCACCAUUCUGCACCUCUAUGCCAACUACCGAGCUGUGAGGGCUGUCUGCAUGGAGACCCUCAACCGUGCGCGGCUUAGCCUGGUCUUCCAGCAUUUUUUGGAGUCAAUAGAAAUACCAGGCCCAGAUGUCAUCAAUCCUCAAGAGCCCUUACUACCAGGGUUCAGACAUCAACUGAAGAUAACUCUCGGAGCUCCACUUCACUCAGUAACUUCCAAUGUUGCUGAAUUCCAGAAAGCUCUGGAGGGGAAUUCUACAAACUACUUAAUCUUCUUCAAUCAAGCAGCUGGGACUAUCUCCGUCCUCCUCCACCGACAGGCAAGGAGUGUGGAUGUGAUUAAAGCCUGCAGCCAUGCUCUUCUCCUGGAAGUCCUGCUGUCCCGGGAUGUGGCCUUGGAUGUGAUUGUGAAAAAAAAAUCCCUCUUAGCUGUGCAGAAGCAGCUUCGUGAAGGAUCUAAGAACAACGAUUGCAGUGUGAUUUCUGAGACACAUAGGGUACUAGACAUGAUAUUACCUAAAUUUCUGGCAGGUUUGACGGAAGCAGGAUGGGUGACAGAGCGGAAUCUUUUGGGCCCGGAAGAGUGGCGCGUGGAUUGGACCGUUGCUGGGAAGAAAACACUUUGACACUGGAAGAGUGUUGAACAUUGGAGAAUCAAAGAGACUGGAUGGUUGGCGCUGGAUCUGUCUUCGCCUCUUUAGAGAUGGGCAAAACUGUAAUGCCAAAAAGGGAGGCAAUGUGCAGACCGUGUACCUGCUCCCUCUUUCCCAGAAUCUGUGAUUUGGCAGCGGGGCAGAAAAAAAAUAAACAUUUUGUAUUGGUUUUAUAUGAGGUCUUUUAAGGCACAAAGUGAAAGACAGUGCAGAUAACAUUACACUAGGGUAUGGAUGUGACAUUUUUAAUCCCAAUGCUUGUAACUUUGGUUUGUUUAUCUCUUCCACAGUAUCGUUUGAGUGGCUUGCCUUUUCUGUAGCAUAAAAGGAUCAAUAUAACUUUCUGGUGGUGUAG